AUGGAGUACCGCCAUCUCGGUAACAGCGGUCUACUCGUCUCGGUUAUUUCUCUGGGAGGAUGGCUUACCUAUGGCGGACACGUUGAAGAUGAAAAAACAUUCUCGUGCAUGAAAGCGGCCUACGACGCGGGAAUCAACUUCUUCGAUACCGCCGAGGGAUAUGCCGGUGGCCAGUCGGAGAUCAUCAUGGGUAAAGCGAUCAAGCACUUUGGCUGGAAGCAGAGAGAUCUAGUCAUUUCUACCAAGCUCUACUUCGGCCAAGACAACGCCAAAGACCCCGAAAACCCACUCAACAACCGCGGCCUCUCACGCAAACACAUCACCGAAGGCCUGAAUCAAUCCCUCGCUCGCCUCGAUCUGCCUUACGUCGAUAUCGUCUAUGCUCAUAGGCCCGACAGGACGACUCCCAUGCACGAAAUAGUGCGCGGAUUCAACCAUUUGAUUGACCAGGGCAAGACGUUUUACUGGGGAACCUCCGAAUGGAGCGCAAGUGAGAUCAGCGAGGCGUGGCGCAUAGCCGAUAAGUUGGGGCUGGUGGGACCGGUUGUUGAGCAGCCGCAGUAUAACCUCCUGACCCGCGACAGGGUUGAGAAGGAAUAUAGAUGGUUGUAUGCCGAGCAUGGGCUUGGAUUGACUGUGUUCUCGCCACUGAAGCAGGGCAUUCUGUCUGGUAAAUACAACGACGUCGAAGCACCACCCCCGGGAUCGCGCGUCAAGGAAGGAGACGGCAAGUUGGCCUACGUAACCCAAUUCGCAAAGACAUGGGGCGACGAAACAUGGCAAAAGAAUCUGGCCGUCGUCGCAAAACUGAAACCCAUUGCGGAAGAAUUGGGUGUUACGCGGGCACAGUUGGCGCUUGCGUGGGCACUGAAGAACCCGAAUGUGUCGUCGCUGAUUACGGGGGCGUCGAAACCGGAGCAGGUCUUUGAGAAUGUGCGCGCGGUUGAGGUGGCGCAAAGACUGACGCCAGAGAUUUUGGAGAGGAUUGAGAAGGCGGCUGAGACUGCGCCGGCUGCUGAGCCUUUGCGUUAUUAG
Talaromyces amestolkiae is the source of this 1035-nucleotide messenger RNA. RefSeq lists its product as uncharacterized. Lineage: Eukaryota; Fungi; Ascomycota; Eurotiomycetes; Eurotiales; Trichocomaceae. The transcript has 3 exons. The record is from RefSeq and is a predicted model, not a curated record. The coding region runs from base 1 to 1035 and encodes 344 amino acids.